AUGGAGGCUACUUCCUUCGUGCCUUUGCAUAGCCCAAAAGGGUUGUCAACCCCGGUGGUUCGAACGGUUGAUCAUCUGCCAACGCCGUCACACCCAGCAACGGACCUAAAGGAUGGGUCGCGCCAACUGGACUCGGGAGGCGGCAUCGAGAGUGAAGAUUUAUCUAUUUCUACACCUGUUGGCUCUUCGCCUGAUCCGAAAGGGCAGCCUGACUUAGCUCACAAAAAAGAUCACCACAAGAAAAAGCUAGAAGAAGGUACAAUUCACUCAACUUCUUCUGGCUCAAUGUCACAGUUGUCAAGGAGGAAUUGUGAUGCUUCUUCUUCACAAUUUGGACGUUUUACUAGCAAAAAGGUACGCCUCCCGAGUACUGUAGAUGAUCUUAUAUCGUCAUAUGAAGUUCUUUAUGAGAGACAUGAGGCACAGAAAACGUUAUUAGAUACUUUUUACAAAGAGAUGAACCGCCUCGUGGAAGGCUGCCCAUACUUCGCAAGCACAGCUCUUAAGGAUGUGCUCCGUAUCGCGUCAAAAUCUCCGCAGGUCGCGGCCGAAAAGAGACAGGAGGACGGGGCUCCGCCUGUGAUCCCGGCGUUGGCGACCACGCGUACGCUUUCCGCAGGGCGAACCCCCGCCUUGCAUAGUGAGGGCAACGAGGGGCCUGUGGGAGGUGGGGUGGUUUGUGGAAAGGUUGUUCCCAGCAGAGCCACACCAGCCAGCAGUAUCAAGGGCAACGUGGUGGGUACCGUUCUCGCCCCGCCUAGGGAUGUAUCGAAGUUGUCCGAGGCCGCGAAUGAAAGGUCCGUUUCUUCGCAAAUGGCCGCAACCCGUGCCGGUGCGGAUGCAAUGCCAGAGGAGGCAGAAAGAGAGUGUGCGGUGCUCAGAGCAAAGGUUCUGGCGCUGGAGGCUGCUGAGCAGCUCCUUGCCUCUUCCCGUGUCGAGGUGCAGCAGCUGGUACAGGAGCGAGAUCGGCUAGAAGCAGAUCUCAUGGAAGCACACGAAAGGUUUCACAAGGUAGAGGAGGAAAACGUGGCACUUCGUUCUGCUUUCCAAACCGACCAAAUUCAUGCCAAUGACUUGGCCACUUUGGGAGAGGAACAGACACAACACCUUAUGGCGCUUCUCCAGGCAUCUGCAUCGUCAGAACAAAAUUUAAAAGAGAAAUUGAAGUCAAGAAGGGAAUCCAUCGACCGCUUAGAAUAUCAUGUGAGCCAGCUUAAGGCGCAGUUAGGGUCCCUUCAGACUCAGAACUCCUUCUUAAAUGAAAGGAGUGCUCAGCUCGAGGGUCAGCUGCGUCGCCUGCUCUCUGACGAUGCCAUGCGUGAAAUGAAACCGAAAUCUUCGUCAGCCUUUGUCAAGCCCAACCAAGAUGGCCCCAACCCGUCAAUAGCUGUAGGUGGGGGCAAGGGGGGCCAGCCCAGCCCCAACGCCGUAGAACAACUAACUCCUCUACAGCGGUAUAACACCGACACCUUCCAAAGGCAGAUUAACGAAUUGCGAACAAUUGUGGAUCGACUCCACAAGAGCAAUACGCAACAUGAGGCGGCACGGGCUAAGUUGGAAUCUCAGCUUGUUGUGCUUUCCAAGGAGAACACUACGUUAAAGCGUGACGUUUUGGAGUACCGCCGUAGGGUCAGCGAUAUGGAAUUGAAUCUCGAGAAUGAGGCAUCGCUAAGGUCUUACGAGGAGCGUUGUCGUAGCGCAGAAAAAGAGGCGAUGCGACUGCGGCAGGUGCUUCGUGAGCGCACAGAGAGCUUCGAUGGGCGAAUGUCAGAGGUUCAGCAACGGCUAAAUCUACUUCAAACGCGAGAUAAACUUUACGCGAAGGCCACGAAGCACCUUCUAACGCGUUGCGUCUCCUCUACAAUCCAGUUGCUGGCAUGCCAAGAGCUGAGUAAGCAGCGCCGAGAGAUACGGCCGUUAGGGGUCGGUGUUGCGGGGGAUGCACCGCAAGUUCUGGGGGCUCAUCCAACGACAAAGACGAGGGAGAAGGGAGAGGAGGGGGAGGAGGAGCUAACCAAAACAGGCCGGGAGGAUGGCAGCGGGCAGCGCGACGAUGCCAGCGGCGUCAAGCAAAGCAGCGUUAUGACGGGUGAGGGCCUGCUGUUGUCGGCUCCUGUGCUGGAAUCCUUUGCGUCUCCGCGCCCCAUGGGCUCGGAGCCCCUGGGGGCACGUGGUGGCGGCGAGCCAUCAACCGAGGCCGCGUCGACUGGAAGUCGGAUGGAGAUUCGCCGCCUGGAGCAGCUCAACCGGGAGCUGCGGCAGGCUCUCGCCCGUUCGCAGGAGGAACUCCUGACGAAGGCGCGCCUCCUCACGCGAGCACAACGCACGGCCUCCAACACCUCUCUGGGCGUCAACGCCUCAUAUCAGGCGUUGACGUUGCGUCGGGAUCCUUCGGCGCUCACGGAGCUCUCCAGCACCGUUGGGAGCCUCGACGCGAGUGUGAAUGGGCCGCUGCGGCGAGACGCGUCGGUGGGGUGCGACCUCCCCCCGCCCGGUCGCAACGAGCAGGAAUCCAUCGCGGAGGCUUCUCGCGUUCUCAGUGAGAUCAAGGUGCGGUACGACCCCGAGCACCUCGAUACCUGCGAGGCGGUGCAGCUUGAAAACGCGGCGCUGCUACUGCGUCUGUCCAUCUUGCAGCAGGAGAAGUGGGCCGCCGCAUCACAAAUUGAGGCUCUCCAAUCCAACUGCGCCGAACUGAGUGAGAAACUUCGGCGAGUCAUGAGCUCCAGUAAGGGUCUGCCGCCAACGGAUGCAGCGGCGGGGCAGCUGCGCGGUCUCCAGAGCCUCCUGCAGGAGACCCUUGCAGAUAAGCUCAAGUUAGAGGAAAAGAUUAAAAAGAUGGCAUUACCAAACCCAGAGUAG
This is a messenger RNA of Phytomonas sp. EM1, 2862 nucleotides long. NCBI's taxonomy places the organism in Eukaryota, Euglenozoa, Kinetoplastea, Trypanosomatida, Trypanosomatidae. The record is from the annotation of a GenBank genome assembly.